GUGUCAUUUUAUGCUCUUUGCAAGGACGUUGUCAAAGUUCUGGAUUUCAUGGAGAGGUUAGAGAAUGAAGAGGAUCAAAAUGCUGUCGACAUAGCCAAUCAAAUUGAAAAGCUGAAAUUGGUGCUGACAUUUAUUUGUACGUACGUCCAGCUUUCUCAUUGUGAUUUGGAAAUAUUUGAAAGUGUAAUGAGUUAUUCAAGACAAGAGGUUGAGGAUCUGCUUCGACCAAUUUUGGAUGAUGUUGACAUGGAUCAUGUUUUUCUUAGCCUCAUGGAUAAUAUCGAUGAUUGUAUCGACUCAUCCCAUCAUUCAACAUCAAGUUCCACCAUGACUGAUGAGCAGUUGAGCUUCCUCCUCCAGAAUCUACAUUAUCUAUCCAAGUGUUAUGCUGAACAGAUUCAUCCAUUAGAGACUCAGUAUGAGAUUCUUCCGAAUGUGUGUGGCAACAUGAAAGAUUUCCAUGGGUUGAUAGUGAAUCGUUGCAUUGAGCACGAGAUUGUUCAGUAUGUCUUGCCUCAGUUUCAACUCAUGGCUGAGAAAGUUGGAAUCCUUCUUUGGGAUGUUAUAAUUAAAGAAGACUCUCAUCUACUCAUAUGUCAUACCAAUUUGAAAGCUUCAACUUCGGCAGAAGUUGGAUGCUUCAUCAAGCAGCUCCUAGAAACCUCUCCAGACAUUAUAAGAGAAUAUCUGAUUCAUCUACAAGAACACAUGGUAAAUGUUACUACCCCUAGAACUUCAGGGGCUCGAAACAUUCAUGUCAUGAUAGAGUUCCUAUUAAUUGUUCUUACUAACAUGCCGAAGGACUUUAUUCAUCAUGACAAAUUAUUUGAUCUUUUGGCACGUGUUGGAGCACUUAUCAGGGAGGUAUCAGCUCUUCUUCGUGACUUAGAAGAAAAGUCAAGGAAUGAAGAGAGAACCAAUGAAACAAGUCGUGCAACUCUGGACUUGCUGGAAGAAAAAAUUGAACUCCUCAAGGAAGAUCUCAAACAUGUUUAUCUGAAAGCCCCGGACUCAUAUAAAUGUUGCUUCCCGAUGAAUGAUGGACUGCACUUCAUGCAUCUGCUACACAUACACUUAAAAGAUUUGCUGGAUUCCAAUUCUUAUUCAAUUGCUUUGAUAAAGGAAGAAAUUGGACAGGUGAAAGAGGACCUAGAAUUUAUAAGAUCUUCCUUCGUGAAGAUUGAGCAAGAAUUGAAUAAAGAUCUCUGGGCACGUGUUUUAGAUGUGGCAUAUGAGAUCAGGCUUAUCAUAGAAGAUGUCUCCCAAUUACCGGAGAAGAUUCACAAGAACAAGAGCCUCAUUGUUGUAAACUCUCCCAAGAAGCCAGUUGAACGAAAGUCAUUGACGGCUGAUAAAAUAAUCGUAGGUUUUGAGGAGGAGAUAAACUGGUUGAUUACUAGGCUCACCAGUGGACCGAAAGAUUUGGAUGUCAUCUCAAUCACUGGCAAAACUACUUUGGCGUACAAAGUAUACAAUGAUGAGUCCGUUUCUAGACGUUUCAACAUUCGUGCAUGGUGCACAGUUGGCCAAGAAUACGACAAAAGAAAUUUGUUGGAGAAAGUUUAUAAUCAAGUUACUGGCCCGGAUUCAAAAUUGAGUGAGAAUAUGGAUGUUGCUGAUGAGCUAAGGAGACAUCUGCUUGGAAAGAGGUAUCUUUCUGUGUUAGAUGACUUGUGGGAUACUGAUACAUGGGAUAAGUUAUCAAGACCUUUUACUCUAGUUGAAAAUGGAAGUAGAAUAAUUUUGACAUCCCGAGAUAUGGAAGUAGGUUUGUAUGGAAAGCGCAGCACUGAUCCUCUUAACCUUCGAUUGCUAAGACUAGAAGAAAGUUGGGAGUUAUUAGAGAAAAGGGCAUUUGGAAACAAGAGUUGCCCCGAUGAACUAUUGGAUGUUGGAAAAGAAAUAGCCGAAAAUUGUAAGGGGCUUCCUUUGGUUGCUGAUCUGAUUGCUGGAGUCAUUGCAGGGAGGGAAAAGACAAUGUCUGUGUGGCUUGAAGUUUGA
Molecule: messenger RNA, 2001 nt
Organism: Capsicum annuum
Lineage: Eukaryota; Viridiplantae; Streptophyta; Magnoliopsida; Solanales; Solanaceae
Product: putative late blight resistance protein homolog R1B-16
Exons: 2
Biological process (GO): defense response to other organism
Molecular function (GO): ADP binding
Source: RefSeq, a predicted model, not a curated record